This is a messenger RNA of Daucus carota subsp. sativus, 2821 nucleotides long. RefSeq names its product probable glycosyltransferase STELLO1. The record is from RefSeq and is a predicted model, not a curated record. NCBI's taxonomy places the organism in Eukaryota, Viridiplantae, Streptophyta, Magnoliopsida, Apiales, Apiaceae. Bases 270 to 2549 code for a protein of 759 amino acids. The transcript is spliced from 3 exons.
CAUUCCACCCUAAUAAAAUGCAAGGAGUAAAGAGAAGGUAGCAGUUAGAUUGAAGCAUAAGAAAACAUAAGUACAUCAUACCACACUUGUCGGCAGCUUAGCUUUGCUUGAUCAUAACCUCUACAUACACCAACCAACUUCAUCACCAGUUAGCUCUGUUUGUAAAACAACUAACUGGGUAGGAUCAGAAAGAACCAAAGCAACAAAUUAAACUGUUUGCUUUUUGUUUAUUAUUGUAAAGUUUUGGUUUUUACAAAAGACUAGAUUCAAUGUUGGUCCAAAAUCGAGCAAGCCCAAAACAAGAAUCACCAAAACUACCAACCCAUCAUCCAAAUCGCUCCUCACCAUCAAAAUCUCUUGAUUUUUCCACAUGGGUCUCUGAUAAUCUGUACAAAAUCUUUGCGAUUGCUCUGUUAAUUGUUACUGUUGCAGCCCUUUUCUUUCUGAGGAAUGUUGGUGACUCAGCUGCACUUUUGUGCUUUCAAUCUCAGUCCAAGGCUCUUGAAACUGUGCAUUUUCCUCAAAUUGAUUGGAGUAAUAUACAAACAGUGGCUGAUACAACAACCCCUUUUGCUAAUUUCAGAUCAGACAAGUGGAUUCUUGUGUCUGUUGUGAAUUACCCUUCUGAUUCGCUUCGAAAUCUUGCGAAGAUCCAGGGCUGGCAAGUGUUGGCAAUUGGGAGUUCCAAGACUCCUGAUGAUUGGUUCUUGAAAGGUACCAUCUUUCUUUCUGUUGAGCAGCAAGUUAAGUUAGGGUAUAGGGUUGUUGAUUAUUUGCCUUAUGAUUCUUAUGUUAGAAAGUCUGUUGGGUAUUUGUUUGCGAUUCAACAUGGUGCGAAAAAGAUUUUUGAUGCGGAUGAUCGUGGUGAUGUCAUUGAUAAUGAUAUUGGGAAGCAUUUUGAUGUGGAGUUAGUUGGUGAAAGCGCGAGGCAAGAGGUUAUUUUGCAGUAUAGUCAUGAAAAUGUGAAUAGGACUGUUGUGAAUCCGUAUAUUCAUUUCGGGCAAAGGUCAGUCUGGCCUAGGGGAAUGCCGUUGGAGAAUGUAGGUGAGAUUGGUCAUGAAGAGUAUUAUACGGAAGUGUUUGGUGGUAAACAGUUUAUUCAACAGGGCAUAUCUAAUGGGCUUCCUGAUGUUGAUUCGGUUUUUUAUUUUACAAGGAAGCCUGGUUUGGAAGGUUUUGACAUUAGGUUUGAUGAUCGUGCUCCGAAAGUGGCAUUGCCACAAGGUGUUAUGGUGCCUGUCAAUUCUUUUAAUACUAUCUACCAUUCAUCGGCAUUUUGGGGAUUGAUGCUUCCUGUUUCAGUUAGUUCAAUGGCUUCUGAUAUAUUAAGGGGUUAUUGGGGACAGAGGCUUUUGUGGGAAAUUGGUGGGUAUGUUGCUGUUUAUCCUCCAACUGUUCAUCGUUAUGACAGAAUUGAAGCUUAUCCGUUUUCUGAAGAGAAAGAUCUUCAUGUAAAUGUUGGUCGUCUAAUUACUUUUUUGGUCUCUUGGAGAUCGAAUAAGCAUAGAUUAUUUGAAAAAAUAUUGGAGUUGAGUUUUGCCAUGGCCGAGGAAGGGUUUUGGACUGAGAAAGAUGUAAAGUUUACUGCAGCUUGGCUCCAAGACUUGAUUGCUGUUGGGUACCAGCAGCCAAGGCUCAUGUCACUUGAAUUGGAUAGACCACGAGCAAAUAUUGGCCAUGGAGAUCGAAAGGAAUUUAUACCUCAAAAGUUACCGUCUGUUCAUCUUGGGGUUGAAGAAAUUGGAACAGUGAAUUACGAAAUUGGAAACUUAAUUAGGUGGAGAAAGAAUCUUGGGAAUAUGGUUCUUAUAAUGUUCUGCACUGGACCUGUUCAACAUACUGCUUUAGAAUGGAGACUUCUUUAUGGAAGGAUAUUUAAAGCAGUCGUUAUUUUAUCGGAGCAGAAGAAUGUAGACCUUGUUGUUGAAGAAGGCAAGCUUGACCAUGUAUACAAGCAACUUCCAAACAUAUUAAAUAGAUUUACAAGUGCAGACGGGUUCUUGUUCCUCCAAGAUAACACUAUUCUGAACUACUGGAACUUAAUGCAAGCCGAUAAGAAUAAGCUCUGGAUCCCGAACAAGGUGUCUGAGUCCUGGAGUUCUUUUCAACUUCCCGGAGACUCAGAUUGGUAUGGGAAACAAGCAGAAAUGGUGAAGAAAGUUGUUACCACUAUGCCAGUUCACUUCCAAGUUACUUACAAGGAAUCAAUAAAGAGUGACAUGAGCCUUACACUAUGUAGCUCUGAGGUAUUUUACAUACCUCGUAGAUCUGUAGCUGACUACAUUGAUCUUGUGAAUUUAGUCGGCAAUCUAGAUAUUCAUCAGAAGGUUGCAAUUCCCAUGUUCUUUUUAGCAAUGGACUCACCUGAUAACUUUGACUCUGUCUUUAAUACAAUGGUGUAUAAGCAAAAACAGCCAUCUAAUUCUUCAACAUUAUAUUCUCCGGAAGCACCUGCCGUUCACCCUUGGGAUGUCUCUAGUGAGCAAGACUUCAUAAAGCUUAUUAGAAUAAUGGCAGCUGGUGAUCCCCUUCUAAUGGAGUUGGUUUGAAUGUUGAAUGUUGAACGCAAAUGAUAGAACAUCGACAUUCGUUGCAAACUUGGAUGUAACAGUUGUAAUAGUCUCAAACCAUAGUCUCUGCAUAUUUUUUGUACCAUUUUUGGAAAGCAAGGCAUUAUUUUGUAGAGAAGUCCUGUGUCUAGUUUUCAGAAAUUUACUUCCAAGGGAAACUAAAGGGUCAAGAUGUAUAUUGCCAUUUUGUUACAGUUUAAGUUGUACAUUAAACAUACAGUUGAAAAUUGAGCUUGUUGCGUCGGUUUAUA